Molecule: messenger RNA, 7605 nt
Organism: Oncorhynchus keta (chum salmon)
Lineage: Eukaryota; Metazoa; Chordata; Actinopteri; Salmoniformes; Salmonidae
Product: cysteine-rich motor neuron 1 protein
Exons: 17
Coding region: 671-3754 (1027 amino acids)
Cellular component (GO): extracellular region
Molecular function (GO): protein binding; serine-type endopeptidase inhibitor activity
Source: RefSeq, a predicted model, not a curated record
UAUGAGGUCACCGUGAGGGUCUGAUUGAACAGGGGGCGCAGCAGCAGGCGGAGAGUUGCACUGGAUGAUGAUAAACAUGAGAGAGAGAGAGAGAGAGAGAGAGAGAGACACACACACUGAAUAUGCGAUAGCAAGAAACAGUUUAUUUCAGUUAGGCUAGUAAAGCGAAUCUCGGAUAGGAAGGUGACCAGAGGAUUGCGCUUCUACGCGAGGGAACAUAUAUGAUAGAGCCGUUCUGUUGCAGUUACAGACGAGCUGAACAGGAAGAAUUCCCUUGCUUUCUGAGAGCGAGAAGGAGUGACUCUGAGGCAAUGAUACAUAAGAACAGUGAAGAAAGUUUCAAUUUCUAAAACAAACUGAAACUCACGACUACAGCGCGGAACACAGAAACCAUGCACUCUAUCUAUAUACAGUGUGGGGUAAUUGCCGUUUCAUGCGCAUUUUAACGGAUCGUUUUCUUUCCUGGUUUACAAGAACCAGGACAAAAGUUUAUCUAACGGAACGUAUAACAACAUACAGCACAAAUCUAGACUGUUUACCGGAACGUUGAGCCUUUUAGAAGAACUGUGGUGUUCUUCGCAUUGCAUAGCUUAGCUGGUAUUUUCUACCUCGCUGGACUGGUGAUUUGUGGGUCCGCGGACGGGUUGUGGAUAUAUAUAUUUUUUCUCCCAUGGCCUCUGCCAGGAUGUACUUUAUAACGAGAUGCAUUUUAAUAUCCAUGAUUUGGAAGAGCAACCGGGCUCUUUUAUGUCUGCCGUGUGAUGAAUCUAAAUGCGAGGAGCCAAAGCAUUGCUCUGGCGCCGUGGUGCUCGGUAUCUGCGGCUGCUGCUCCGUCUGCGCCAAACAGAAAAACGAGAGCUGCGGUGGUGUCUACGGUCUGUACGGGACUUGUGACCGGGGGCUCCGGUGCGUGAUCAGACCGCCGCUGAAUGGUGGAUCCAUCACGCAGUAUGAAGUCGGAGUCUGUGAAGAUGAAAACUGGGACGACGACCAGUUGUUGGGAUUUGAGCCGUGCAACGAGAACCUGAUCACGGGCUGCAACAUCAUUGAUGGGAAGUGUGAGUGUGACAGCAUACGGACCUGCAACAACCCCUUUGAGUUCCCCAGCCAGGACGCAUGCCAGACCGCUCUGAGGAAGAUUGAAGAGGAGCGGCCUGACUGUUCCAAGGCGCGGUGUGAGGUGCAGUUCUCACCCCGCUGCCCUGAGGACUCGGUGCUAAUCGAAGGCUACGCACCCCCUGGAGAGUGCUGUCCCCUGCCCAGCCGCUGUGUCUGCAGCCCUGCAGGGUGCCUGAGGAAGGUGUGCCAGCCUGGAUACCUCAACAUCCUGGUGUCCAAGGGCUCUGGGAAGCCUGGAGAAUGCUGCGAUCUAUACGAGUGCAAACCAGUGUUUAGUGUGGACUGCAGCACAGUGGAGUGCCCUCGUGUCCAGCAGAUUCAGUGUCCACCUGACAGCUAUGAGACCCAGGUGCGUCUCACCGCAGACGGCUGCUGCACCCUCCCCACCAGGUGUGAGUGUUUGCCCGGCCUGUGUAGGUUCCCGCAAUGCACUGCCGGGAGCUCCCCCGAGGUGGUCUUCCACGGCAACGGUAACCCCGGGCAAUGCUGUGAUGUGUACGAGUGCAUCAACGAGACCAAACCAGCGUGCAGCUUCAACGGGUCGGAGUACCAUGACGGAGACAUGUUCCGAAUGGACGCCUGCCGCUUCUGUCGAUGUCAGGGAGGGGUGUCGGUGUGUUUCACCGCCCAGUGUGGCAUCCUGCACUGUGAACGCUACUACGUCCCUGAGAGGGAGUGCUGCCCUGUCUGUGAAGACCCCAUCUACCCAGUGCUGAACUUUGCCGGUUGCUACGUGAGCGGGGAGAUCCUCGCACACGGAGACCACUGGCGUGAAGACGACUGUACGUUCUGCCAGUGUGUGAGCGGCAAUGCCCGGUGUGUGGCUGCCGCCUGCGGGCACAGUUGCCUCAACCCUGUGACUGUACCAGGAGAGUGCUGCCCAGUGUGUGAGGAGCCCACCUAUAUCACGAUGGCGCCCCCUACCUGUCAGUCAUUAGAGAACUGCUCCCUGUCAGAGAAGGACUGCUUAUACGGAUUCCGACAGAACCUGAACAGCUGUCGCACCUGCCACUGCAAGACACGAGAAGAGCUGUGCAGUGCCCUGACCUCUGACUGUACCCUGAAGUGUCCAUUCGGCCUGCAGACAGAUGCCCACGGCUGUGACGUAUGUCAGUGUCGCCCCAGACCCAAGAAGUGUAAGGCUGUGGUUUGUGACAAGGCCUGCCCCUUCGGAUUCAUAAAGAACAAGCAUGGUUGUGACAUCUGCCGCUGUAAGAAGUGUCCAGAGUUACCUUGUGACAAACCCUGUCCAAUGGGCUUCCAGCAGGACGAGUUGGGCUGCCUGAAGUGCCAGUGCAGAGACCAGAGCUCCUCAUCAGUCGCCCCAUCAGUGAAAAAGGGCUCAUGUCUGUCCAUGGAUGGAAGACGGCACGAGAAUGGGGAGAACUGGCACGAUGGCUGCCGGGACUGUUACUGCCACAGUGGCAGGGAGAUGUGUACCCUCAUCUCGUGCCCCGUGCCAGCCUGCGACAGCCCUGCCAUACGGACUGGACAGUGCUGCCCAUCCUGCCCAGAUGAGCCUAGCUCCCACAAGCCAGACCUGGGGGACUCGUCAGUGUGCCUGGCCCCGGGGGGAGAGUACUUUGUGGAGGGGGAGACGUGGAACAUCGACGCCUGCACCCAGUGCACCUGUCACAGUGGGCGUGUCCUGUGUGAGACAGAGGUGUGCCCGCCCUUGCUCUGCCAGAGCCCAAUCAGAACGCAAGACUCCUGCUGCCCUCACUGCCCAGACGAGCCCAUCACUCCCCAAUCUCCCAGUAAUGACAGCAUGCCCAGCUACUGCAGGAACGAGGAGGGAGACAUCUUCCUGGCCGCAGAGUCCUGGAAGCCCAACACCUGCUCCAGCUGUGUGUGUCUGGACGGUCAAAUCAGCUGCUUCUCAGAGUCCUGCCCACCUGUUGGCUGUGCCAGGCCCGUGCUACGCAAAGGACAGUGCUGCCCCUAUUGCCUCGAUGCCACACCGCGAGCCGUGUGCCACUUCAAUGGGAAGACAUAUGCAGACGAGGAGCGCUGGGACAUAGACAGCUGUACACACUGCUACUGCCUUCAGGGACAGACCCUCUGCUCUACUGUCAGCUGCCCCGCCCUGCCUUGCCACCAACCCACCAUAGUGGAGGGCAGCUGCUGCCCCAUGUGUUCAGAGAUGUACGCACCAGCACCCACCAACGUGCCCAUCGAGAAGACAGACCAGCAUGGAGACAGGAACCAGCCUGCCUGGCCCACACGCAGUGAAAAUGACAUCAUGCCCCAGUUCAGAGGGGACUUUGGUAGUCUCCAAAUGCCCUAUCUGGAUGGGAAGACCCCAGUUCCCAGUGAGGACACCAAACUGCACUCUGUGGCUUGGGUGGCACUGCCCAUCGUCAUGAUGCUCUUCACCAUCACAGCUCUGCUCUACGUCAACCAGAAGAAGCAGUGGAUCCCUGUGCUCUGCUAUCGCACCCCCACUAAGCCCACCUGCCUCAACAACCAGCUGGUGUAUGUGGACUGCCAGAAAGGUACCAAGGUGCAGGUGGACAGUUCGCAGCGCAUGCUCCGGAUCGCCGACCCUGAUUCUAGGUACAGCGGUUACUACAGCAUGCAGAAACAAAACAACUUCAACAACCUGCAGGCCGACAACUUCUACCAGACUCAGUGAGACAGACUGGCCUCGCCUCGCGUCCUGUACUCAGCAGUCAGCAAGCAGCCAAAACCAGAGAGAGAGAGAGAGAGAGAAUGAGAGAGCACCUUACCUACAGUACCUUCAGAACAACUAUGACUUACCACAGACAGACAAAGACAUGUCACCAAACCUAUAAGAUGACAAGAUCACUAGCAAACUAGCAAAGAUCACUCCAAACAAAAAAAAAGAACAGACAGACAAUUGACAAUGUCCUCAAGAUUAAUAACAAACCAAACAAAAUAGAAUAGAAUUAGGAUUAUGAUGACACAAUGGGAGAACCAGAAUCUAGACUUUCCCUAGAUUAUUAUUAUAAAAAAUGAUUGUGUGUGUGUGUGUGUGUGUGUGUGUGUGUGUGUGUGUGUGUGUGUGUGUGUGUGUGUGUGUGUGUGUGUGUGUAAAGUUAGAUAUGAAGCUUUGGGAUUAGGACAAACUGGGUAUUUUUCAAGCUAUGGUAUUUUCCUGCAUUCCUGCUUCCUUGAAAAAGGCCUUUGAAGAGAUAAACCGAAUAAUCCAAGCUAUUGUUUUCUGUUGAACACUGAACUUUUAGAACCAAAGCUCCUCUGACUGUCAAAUAAAAAUCACACCCUGUGAGAGCGAGGCUAGAGGAACGCUGUGGCCUGUCUGAGCUGAGCUAAGCCAUGGCAGGACGGACUGACGACUGCCGGACUUCAUGUGGCGACUCAGACGAAAGAGAGUGAACGAAGGAAAGAAAGAGAGGUCAGACACCGUAGACCCCAUCACAGACAGACACCUCUCUCAGGUCUGUUCAAGCUGGACUAUUCCUCCCUUCUUUCCUUCCUCUUUUCCUCCCCUCCUUUGAAAACGUCAAAAUUGGCUAGUUGUCUUUUCUUUUCCUGUGGAACGUUACCUGUUGGAAAGGAAGUGGACAGAAAGAAAGAAGCGCCACUCGCUCCGUCACCAGGCGGUUGUUCUCCCUGGUCAGUCGUUUGGAUUUCUAAUAUCUGUUUAUUUUCCUUGGAUGUUCUCAUUUUCCUUGUCAUUUUCAAAUCUCCGUCAUAAUUUGGCUAAAUGUAUUUAACAUCAAAGGAAAAGUUGACUUUCACUCACUCCAAACAAUGGUGUCUUUUAUUUUGGAUAAAGAAUAAAGGGGUUCCGGUUGAUAAAGGCAGGAUGAAGCGAGUGUAUUUCUCGAGGACUUGCGCAUAUGCUUUAUAAGUGCUGCUUUGCUUCUGUAAGUCUGUUUUCCACUGAGUCACACACACAUAGAGAUACUCUUUGGCUCCUUUAGGAAACACUGAGAAUACAAGGAGACAUAGUGUCAUCGAAUAUGUUCAAAUGUCUUUUCUCUUGGGGUCUCUGAAGACGAGCUACGGUAAAAGUAGCUCUUUGAUAUUUUUCCUCCUUCCUUUUGUUUUGUUUUACUGGCUGUGCGACUAACAAGUCUCCUCUUCUGGAGGCUGUUGCAUCACCUCGUUUUACCCAAGCACCUUUGUUAUUUUAGUCUUUGCAACAAACAAACAAAAAAUGGUUUCAAACAUUAUAGGAACACUUAUGUACAUAUUACUGCAACAGAUGAAAAUAUUGUGUGACUAUAUAUGUAUGUAUGUUGUGUAUGCAUGUAUGUACGUGUGUCAACACACAUUCAUACAUACAAGGUUUGUUUUCUUCACAUAUACAUUUCUCCAUUCAUUUCCUAUUGAAUGUAUUUAUGAUUGAGAAAAGAGAUGUGAUGUAAUAAUGGCACACCUGAUGAGAACUAGCAUUCCAUUUGCCUUGCUUGUUUGAAAAAAAGUCAAAAAGAGGAGUGAUAGAGACAGGACGGAAAAAAGACGAACAUCAAUCUUUUUUUCUCAUUUAUUUGAUGUCAAUUUUUUUUUUAACCCAUUGUAUGUCCAUGAGGGCUUUGUUUGAUUGGUCUGUGAGUUCCCUAUCUAUUUGUGUCAAUAUGCUUCCCUGAAUGAAGCAAUGUCCAAAAUGCCAACCAUAUAAUGACAAGUGAGUUCUGGGCUGAGCAGUACCAGGCUCUCUCAAUCUUUUAUUCUUCUCUUUCAUUUGCUUCUGAUGUCAAAACUACUGGAAAGUGGGUGGACAUAAGCUCUGGGAGAGAGGGUGGGAUGGAGGGAUGGAGGAAGGGAGGGGUAGUAGUCGACUUGUGAUAGUUUGUCUUGGGUGUAUCUUAAUCUGUCUGACAAAAAUGUACGUAGAAUCAUACAUCUUGGCACUUUUAUAUAGAAAAUAACCUCUUGGUGUUUUUUUUAUUUUAUUUUUGUUUUUACAAAUACUUUUCUUUGAAAUAGGUGCCCUUAGUUUUUUUUCUGAGCCCUGUGGGAUCCAGUGUUACAAAUUAGGUUCCAGCUGCUUCUGAAAAUUUGAUCUGCAAAACCACAACUUAAAACUCUGCAUAAUAGUGUGUUUAAUGUAGAACUGUAAAAUUGGAAUGUGUUACAAGACAAGGCAACUGUGUGCUUUAGGACCAUGCGGAUACCACCGAGCCGUCGGGUAGGCUGUUUGGAGUGUUUAUCCGACUGGAUAAAAAAAUACAAAAUAAAUUAUACCCCCCUCUUCUAAAACCAAAGUUGCGCCCCUGAUUUCUAAUGAGAGGGAGAAAUAUUUAACUUUCAAAACAGUUAUUGCAACUGAAGCUUGCUCUUGUUCUAAGUUUUCUCCAAACAUAGGACAAACAUACUCAAAUAUACUGUAUAACCAACAGCUACUGUAUGUUUUCAAAGAACAGUUGAUUGGUUCGAUUCUCCAACCUAUUAUGCAGCUCUGUCAUCUGGACACAAACCACGUUAUUCAAACCCCACUUAAAAUCCACAUAAAUUGAGAUCGUUGAAGUGAUGAAUAAUAGUGAUUGAUUUGAUUAUGUUCUAUUGUACACACACGUCACCUUGACUGGCUGGGUUCUUUCUUAUAUGACUUGGCUGUAGGUUGCAGGACAUGGCUCUACAACUCUUGGUUGAGUAAAGUGCUACUACAAGAUAAGCAUCUUAUUCACAAUGGGUCUUACAGGGUGAAAUCUUUGUAUUUUUCAGUGCAUCCUCCAAGUAUUGUUGUAAAUACUUGAGCAUCACUUGCCAAAUCAAAAAUAAACACACAAAAAACAUGGUUGGAAAGAAAGAGAGAAAAAAUACAAUUUAAUUUAUUGUGUUAAAUGACCGAAAUAAUUUAUUAAUGAGUAAGGUAAUUGAACAUGAACAUAAUAGGAGAUGAAAUGAAAAUGCAGCUGAAAUUGUGAAACUGUUUUGGUGUUGUGUUGGUCUCAAAGAGCGUUUAAAUAAGUUUGUACUUUAGGCAGGUGGAGAAGUUGGAGGAUCACAAGCUUCCUCAUCUGUAAUCAGGGUUUUUGGACACCUAUGGACCUGCCUGAUCCCAGGUCUGCUUUGUGCUGUCUUGCCAACUUCUAUGGUCAUUGUCAUUGCACUUUGAUUGUCACGCAGUGUGAUAACGACCAUAUGAGUUGGCUAGCUAGACAACACGAACAGAUCUGGGAUCAGGCCAGAUCUGUCUUGUCCACGCACAAAAGCCUGACGCCCUGAUGAGCCUGUUCCUCUGUCCCAAUAAAGAUAGCCCUUUGAGAUGGGAGGGAUAUCUCUUUGUCCCCAUUCUUUCCCUUUUACUCUUUUAAUUUACACAACUGCCAAUCCCCUUUAUAGGCUGUAUAGUACCGUUGUUUUAUGCUUAUGUAAAAAAUAACAUGUUGAUAUUGAUAUUGAUAAUGAUGAUAUUGCAAAAACAAGAUCCAUAAAGAGUGAUAGAUAAAAGACGUGGUUCUGAAUUUCCCGUAGCAACAGCGGAUUCUUUUGCAGGUUCCUGUAUUGUUUUUGUUUCUUUCUUUGCAGCACAAUAAAUCAUUUGAAAACAGA